ACUAGAUCAUGUUCUCCUUUUCUGGCUUUCACCACAAGCACCUCAGCGGCCAAAGUCGGCUAAUUAUGUUCUGCAUAAAAAUGUCGGUUUGGUGGAGAGCCUGAGAGGAGAUAAUAGCGUGGGAAGGUUAAUUACCUUGCUCUAGUUUUGAAUAUGAGUUUUGGAGCCAAACUCCAUUUUCUCCGCAGGAGUAGCGUCAGUCUCCUACCGUUUCCUCUUCCGUCGCCAUAGAGCUGGGAGGCUGCGCAAACUACGGAGCCAUGCCGCGGGCUAAUUCAUGACGCCAACCGCCACCGCCGGCGGCGAGUACGACGUCGUGCCUGGCCACAGCCGAAAUCCGGUAGGAACCUGGCGCUUUUUAGCAAGUUUAGGCGUACAUUCCCAAGGCAGGAUUGGAGUCUCAGCCACGCCACGCAAAUCCGAUUAGGGAGGCGCUGCGCCAGCGAGGUGCGAACUGCCUCGUCGGCGUCAGGGCCCGCGCACCACGUCCACGUGUCUCCGUGCAGCAUGCCGCUGCGGCUAUAAAAUGCGGCCUCAGUCCUCACCGGCAACAUCACACUUCGCUCUCUGCUUUCUCCCUUGAUCUCUCCAGCUAGCUUGUUCUUGAGGUGGCGAUGGCUCGCUGGUGGGUGUGCGGACUCCUCUCGCUCCUGGCGGUGGCCGCGGUCGCUGCGGAGGGGAGUGCGGAGCCGCUGAUUCGGCUGCCGACGCAGGAUGAGCAUGACGCUGCUCCCGCCCCUGCCCCGUCGGCGGAGGAAGGGGUCACGAGGUGGGCAGUGCUCGUUGCGGGCUCCUCCGGCUACGUGAACUACCGUCACCAGGCCGAUGUGUGCCACGCCUACCAGAUUCUGAAGAAGGGAGGACUGAAGGAGGAGAACAUCGUGGUGUUUAUGUACGACGACAUCGCCAAUAACCAUGAGAACCCAAGACGUGGAGUCAUCAUCAACCAUCCUAAAGGCAAAGAUGUUUACGCGGGUGUUCCCAAGGACUACACUGGUGACCAGGUCACUACUGAAAACUUCUUCGCGGUCCUCAUGGGCAACAAAACAGCGGUUACCGGAGGGAGUAGGAAAGUCAUAAACAGCAAACCGAAUGAUCACAUCUUCAUCUAUUAUGCAGAUCAUGGGGGGGCUGGUUCUCUUGGUAUGCCCAACAAUCCAUGGCUUUUUGCUGGCGACUUCAUUAAGGUGUUGCGACAAAAGCAUGCUUCCAAGAGCUAUUCAAAAAUGGUUAUAUAUGUCGAAGCGUGUGAGAGUGGCAGUAUGUUUGAGGGUAUAAUGCCUCAAGAUCUUAAUAUUUAUGUUACAACAGCAGCAAACGCAGAGGAAAGUAGUUGGGGAACAUACUGCCCAGGAUGGAAUCCACCACCUCCUCACGAAUACCUUACCUGUUUAGGUGACGUCUACAGUGUGUCUUGGAUGGAAGACAGUGAAACUCACAAUCUAAAGAAGGAAGCAAUCAAGGAUCAGUACGAGUCGGUUAAAAAGAGAACCUCAAGCUCAAAUAGCCUAACUGGUUCUCAUGUCAUGGAGUAUGGUGACAAGACAUUCAAGGACGAGAAGCUUUUCCUUUAUCAAGGCUUUGAUCCUGCAAAUGUCAACAACACAAACAGGCUGCCUUUGCCCAGCCUGGAGGGUGCAAUCAAUCAAAGGGAUGCGGACAUUCUUUUCAUGUGGAAGAGGUAUGAGCAGCUAAAUGCUGGAUCGGAAGAGAAGGUGCAGGUUCUGAAAAAGAUCAAAGAAACCGUGGCACACAGGAAGCACCUCGACAGCAGUAUUGAUUUCAUCGGGAAGCUUGUGUUUGGAUUUGAGAAGGGCCCUUCAGUGCUUGAAGCUCCUAGAAGCUCCGGCCAACCAGUAGUCGACGACUGGGAUUGCUUGAAGAGGAUGGUGCGCGUUUUCGAAUCCCACUGCGGAUCACUUACUCAGUACGGCAUGAAACACAUGAGGUCCUUUGCAAACCUCUGCAACAACGGCGUCUCCGAGGCAGAGAUGAAGGAGGCGAGCGUCGGUGCUUGCGGCAGUUACAACUCGGGGAAGUGGAGCCCACUGGUUCUAGGCUACAGCGCUUGAUCCGCUCGCUGAAGUACACGGGGGCAACAGCGAAUGCUCCAGAGGUUGUACAAUUAAUAUAGUACAAGAAACCACCCAACAGGGCGUCCCUUGUGUGUGUUGGGUUGAUCAGUAGUUUAUGGUCAUGCCUGUGUACAUCAAGUUUGACUGCGAUCAAUUGAACGGCAAUGAUUAUGACACAA
Messenger RNA from Lolium perenne, 2254 nucleotides. Its product is annotated as vacuolar-processing enzyme beta-isozyme 1. Gene Ontology annotation, molecular function: cysteine-type endopeptidase activity. NCBI's taxonomy places the organism in Eukaryota, Viridiplantae, Streptophyta, Magnoliopsida, Poales, Poaceae. Gene Ontology annotation, biological process: vacuolar protein processing. The record is from RefSeq and is a predicted model, not a curated record.